UGAGGUAACCAAGUCACAGAAAGACAAACAUGGUAUUAACUAACUCAUAUAUGGGAAGCAGACAUAUAGAAAACUAUUACUAUAAAAUCUUUUACUCCUCCUUCACUCCUGAGAGGCAUUUCACAUUUGGUACCCUGGGUAGGGGCUGGGGCUGCUCUCUUAUCCCUGACAAGCUAGAAACUCAAAAUAAGUUUUUUUCUUUGCUUCUUCAGGUCACAUAUGGAAUCUUUUAUUCUGUGCUAAGUGACAAAGAUACAUUCCCAUCCGUGUACCAGAUUUCUCCUCAAGAAAAAGCUCUGACCCAAGGGGUGAUUCUUUUAUUGCUGCACUUUGGCUGGAAGUGGGUGGGAAUCAUUGUAGCUGAUGACCUAAAAGGAAAGGAGUUCCUCUCUGACAUGACAGCAGAGCUUGCUUCAAAAGACAUCUGUGUGGCUUUUACAGAAAAAAUACCAACUUAUAUGAAAUUGGAGUUACUGUUUGGGGGUGGAUUGGUGAAUUUGAGCCAACAUACAAAAGUAAAUGUGCAUGUAUUCUAUGGGGAUAUAGAUGAUGUCCUGUUUUUCUACAUACUAAAUGAAAUUAGGUCAAAUAGAAAGAAGAUGUGGAUCAUGGCAAAGCCGCACUUUGUUUACUUACAGUCUGUAUUUUAUAAGUGGAUUGGUUUGAUGUCCUUUUUUGAAGGUAGCUUCUCAUUUUCAAAGAAGAGAAAUAUCCCUGGCUUCAAGCACUUUAUCGAGGCACUUACACCCUCACAGUACCCAAGUGAUAUUUACUUCCAUAAAUUCUGGCUGGACAAUUUUCACUGUUCACCUUCUCCUUUGCUAUGUGGAGUUCAAGAACUCUGCCCACUGAAUAUAUCGCUAAAGAAUAAACAGGAAAUACAGGUUGUGAUGAUCACUUCUGAGCCCAGCGUUUCCAUAUGGAAUGCAGUGUAUGCAGUGGCCCAUGCCCUCCAUGAAAUGCUUUUGAGUAAAACAAAAAUAGAUUCUCACAAAGACAUAAACCAGGACAGGCUUCUACCUUGGCAGGUAAGUCUACCUCAUAGAGAAAGGAGACACUGGGAACUUAUAUUAUUAGUAGGUACUUCCCUGAGUUCAAACACACAACACACUUUUAUGUUGCUGAAAUGUUGGUUCAUUUCUCCCAUAGAUCAGCAGGAGUGUAUCCCUUGUCCAAUUCAACAGUACCCAAACCCUGAGAGAAACAACUGCCUUCAAAAGUCAAUGACAUUCCUAUCUUUGGAAGAUUCUCUGGGCUUGGCUCUGGUCUGUGCAGCUCUCUGCUUCUCUGUCAGCACAGCUGUAGUUUUGGGGAUCUUCCUCAAACAUCAAGACUCGCCCAUCGUUAAGGCCAAUAACCAGACACUCAGCUUCAUCCUGCUCAUCUCCCUCCUCCUCUGCUUCAUGUGUACCUUUCUCUUCAUUGGCCAGCCAAGCACAGCCUCCUGCAUAUUACAACAAAUUACAUUUGCACUCGUGUUCACUCUGGUUCUUUCCACUGUUUUGGCCAAAACUAUAACUGUAGUUCUGGCCUUUAGAGCUGUAAAACUAGGAAGAACAAUGAGAAGACUGUUUGUCUCGGGCAUCUAUAACUCUGUCAUCCCCAUCUGUUUCCUGAUGCAGCUUAUUCUCCUGGGAGUCUGGAUGGGAACCUCACCUCCCUAUAUUCAAGCAGAUGCACAUUCUGAACAUAGUUACAUCAUCAUUUUGUGCAACAAGGGCUCAGUCACUGCUUUCUACUGUGUGCUGGCAUACUUGGGGAUCCUGGCCCUAGGAAGCUUCACUGUGGCUUUCCUGGCUAGGAACCUGCCUGACACAUUCAAUGAAUCCAAGUUCCUGACAUUCAGCAUGCUGGUGUUCUGCAGUGUCUGGGUCACCUUCCUCCCAGUCUACCACAGCACCAAAAACAAGGCCAUGGUGGCUGUGGAGGUCUUCUCCAUCUUGGCCUCCAGUGCAGGACUGCUAGGGUGCAUCUUUAUCCCAAAGUGCUACAUUAUUCUCCUAAGACCUGACAAGAACUCUUUGAAAUGCUUCAAAAAUAAAACAAAAUAUAUACAAAACAGAUUAUUUUCAUGAAUUAACUAACUA
Cricetulus griseus (Chinese hamster) is the source of this 2087-nucleotide messenger RNA. Lineage: Eukaryota; Metazoa; Chordata; Mammalia; Rodentia; Cricetidae. The record is from RefSeq and is a predicted model, not a curated record.